AUGGAUGUGAUUAAGUUACUAGGAGAAAUCCAAAUCACAGAGUCAAAAAAUCGGCAUGUCAGAAAUGAACAGCUUCUUGAACCAAUGUGUGUACCUGUGUUACGGAGAUCUUUCACAGUGAUGGGUGAUAAUGAGAUUCGCCAUAUCUCCUGUGUGACAACAGACAUGGUAUGGAUCAAUGAUCAAUCUGGACGUAUCAUCUUGACAAAUCCGAAUGGUGAACAUCUACAUAUUUUUAAAGAUACAAAUAGUUAUACUGGAGGACACUCCAUGACUCUUGAAGGGAAUCUGAUUUACAUAGACAGAUUUAAUAACGUCAACCAAUUGUCAACAGACAACAUAAUUACACUCAUAAAGAUAGCAGAAUCGUGGAAAGCAAAGUGUGUGUACUGUUCUCCCUCUAAUGGAGAUCUUUUGGUCGGGAUGAAUGUAUACUAUUUUGAUCAAGAUAAAAUGUUUAUAGAGGCCAAAGUUAUGCGAUAUAACAGUACAAAACAACAAAUCCAGUUCAUUGAAAACUGUAACACUCGUCAGAAACUGUAUAUAUUUCCUAAAUACAUCACAGAGAACCACAAUGGAGAUGUUAUUGUUUCUGACUUGAACCAUGGUAUAGUAGUAACAGAUCGUGAAGGAAAACAUCGCUUCUUCUACACAGGACCUUCUUCAGGACCACGACUAUCACCACGGGGAGUGUGUGUGGAUGCAAUUUCGAACAUCCUGGUGUGUGAUAUUAAAAGUAAAACAAUUCAAAUGAUUGACAAAGACGGUCACUUUUUUUAUCACUGUUGUUCACCAAUCAAAACAAAAUCAAUGUAUCAGGAGGUCUGGAUUAUGACCACAGAAAUCACCUUCUUUUAG
Molecule: messenger RNA, 858 nt
Organism: Saccostrea cuccullata (small rock oyster)
Lineage: Eukaryota; Metazoa; Mollusca; Bivalvia; Ostreida; Ostreidae
Exons: 1
Coding region: 1-858 (285 amino acids)
Biological process (GO): protein polyubiquitination; proteasome-mediated ubiquitin-dependent protein catabolic process
Molecular function (GO): ubiquitin protein ligase activity
Source: RefSeq, a predicted model, not a curated record